UUCAUAUAUUAUAGGUACCUAUUCCUUAUCAGUCACAGCUUGACUUUUGGACUGUCACUUUCUUCCGCAUUUAUUACCAACGAACAGCACUUCUAGCUGCGAACACAUUCUAAGCGUCUUUGGCCUCAAGUAAAAAAUGUUCUUAUGCUGACGGAUAUAUAAUGCGUCAAAUGGGGUCAACGCGCCCUUCCGUCUGAAGCAUCCACCUUGCAGUUCAUCUCGCAACACACAUCUACCCCAUCCCAAAAGUUCAUUGCGCGUCUACUCACUCGGGGAGGACGUACAUUGUCAUGGAAAGAAUCAAGGGAGAUAUGGUUAGCCACGGCUGGGUAAGAUGAAGAAAAAAGUCGAAAGCCAGGCUACUUACCCAACUCACAAAAAUAAUCGGCGAGAUGCGAGAACCGCAGCUUCACAAGGUAUUAGGAUUGCCGAACUCCAGGGGCCGAUGAUCUGGGCUUCGGGCCUUCCGAUACCAUGGAGGAGUUCCAUCGGAAUAUACGCAUGGGAAUAGAUUUCGAUCCUGACCAGGAAGCUGUUGCCCAAGGACUUAUCAAAAUGUAUCAGACCAAAACUUGGCCUCUAGUGCUCACUCCUGGUGAUCUCAACAGUCUGAAUAUUCUUGUUCGCGAUGACAAUAUUGUUGGUAUUAUUGACUGGGAGACUGGCAGGUUGGUAUCCGGCAUAUUGAGAGUACAUAUCUGCCCAUCAAGUCUACCUACGAAAUCCUUUCUGCUUCCAUGGGAUUCACAGAUCUUUCAUGUGAGCAUUACACUCACCUCAUUAGAGCUGCGGCUGUCAUACUAGAAGCUUCCUUCUUUGAAUAGCUUCUUGCACAACCGAGCACAGGAGUGGGAAAGCAGACAC
Aspergillus saccharolyticus JOP 1030-1 is the source of this 864-nucleotide messenger RNA. RefSeq lists its product as uncharacterized. The transcript has a single exon. Lineage: Eukaryota; Fungi; Ascomycota; Eurotiomycetes; Eurotiales; Aspergillaceae. The record is from RefSeq and is a predicted model, not a curated record. The coding region runs from base 475 to 804 and encodes 109 amino acids.